CUUGGUUUUUGACGUUUCUUUGCAUCGAGAAACCAACAAAUUGAUCACUUUUUCAUCGGUAAAUAUAAGUACAUCUAAGAACCGCAUUGGAAUUUAGUCGUGUAUUCUUUUUCUUUAAGUUUCGUAAAAUAUUGGGUUGUUAAAAUGUCUUGUUCUCACGAGAGAACCUAGGCUUCGAUGGACAGUGAUGGAGUUCAAUGGAUGUCGAGUGAAUGAGGUGUCGGACCCCGCAGAUAUUGAGUUUUACUCCGGGCGAUCGCAUACGCCAAGUCCCGUACCAGUGCUAACAACAAAUGUAUGCUGCGAUUUAGAAGACAUAUUGAGCGACGCCAUAUCAGAAUCUCUUCAGAGCUCUCUGAGAAUAAGUCGUAGUCAACUCAUCAAUCAAGAGCUAACAGUAAGGCCAGAAGCGAACAUUGAGUCUAACGUCCCAGAAGGCCUUGACUUGUACACAGUUAUUUACGAAGUGGAGAGCGACACUGACACAAGAAUGGGAGACACAGUGGAUGGAGCCAGUGUUCAGAAUAUACCAGUGAAGAGCCAAGAUUCGUGUCGGCAUGUCGGCGGUUCGAAGUUCUACGAGGUCGUAGAAGGGUCUGCUGCGGACACCUCAACUCCGUCGCCCACGGAGAAACACGACCACAUGAAGCCUAUUGAAAGCGAUGAUGAAGUAUCAGAUGUGGACCAGGAGUGCACUGUGUUCUGCGGCGUCAGCUACCUGGGCGCGCAGAACAUCGCCGACCCCAAGUCGGAGACGGACAUACAGCGCAUCAUGAAGGAACUGAGCUCGAUGCCCGAGAACAGAGACGGUAUAGCCGUUUCUAUAUCUAUACCAGUGUGCUCACAGGGGCUUGUUGUACUAUACCAAGCGGCCACGAACAGUGUGAUGACUCGGUACGCAGUCAACAGGAUAUCGUUCUACGCCAGAGGCGCGGCGGGCUCGCCUGUCGCCUCGUGCUUCGCCUUCACCUGGUCGCACGGCGAGACCAAAGAGUCGGCCGUCUACCGCUGCCAUGUGUUCCGGUGCCAUAUUGCUGAAGCCGUCAACCAAGUGUCAAGCUGUUUCGCCAAAGCAUUCGAGCGCAUUCCGCGAUCCAUGGCGUCUUCGCUCGUCGGCGACCUCAGCGCUGCUCCCUCUAUGACCGGUUCCCUCACUGAGGGGCUCGGGCCCGCUGCGCCGCCCAUGCAACUCAUGCACGUCCUGGAAUGUACUGUGGACAUAAAGGAGACUGAUGCAAAGGGCACAUUUAGCCACGUACCAAAAGAGCGUCUCGGCUACAAACUGCGCGGCGGCAUAGACAAACAAGUGACCAUCAACGUUACACAGGUCUCCAACAAUGUACAAGCGGAAUCCGAUGAUCUACAGUCUUCAUACACUGGCGGCUUAUACAUCGAGAGGUGUUUCGGAAUAUUACUGGCGCCCGGACGUAGCGUCAAACAUUCCGAUAUGCAACUGCUGGAAAUGGUAAGCGGUUCUUCAGGGGGUUCAGGUUGCUCGGUGUGCGCCCUCUGGAACGCAGGCGAGUCAGCGCUGGCCGCCUUCAACGUAGCGAGUGGCGACGGCGCUCCGGCCUAUAUGUCUCUCGCGCUAGAUCUCGUUAUUAGGGGCAUUAGAGACCCCUUGCGACUUGUAGUUGAAACGCCGGUGAAAGUGUUUCCGCCUACAGAGAGAUUUUGGUACUACUCGAAGAGACCCCUCGUACAGCAGUUCUAUAUCAAUUUGAAAGAGACGGUAGAUUCGCUGGGUCAGCUCCAGUACGAAGUGGCGAGUGUGGAGACGUCGGGAGAGCUGGACCGCUCCCGUCUGAACCUGCCUCUGUCGCUGUCCAGCUUGCUGCCGUCGCCGCUGUCCACUGCGCCCGCGCCGCCCUCGCCUUCUGAACCUGACUCCGAUGGUGACGAACCUCUUCUGAGUGGCACUGGCGAAGUGUCCAAAGAUUGUGGUGUCGAUGUACUAGAAAAUUGGGCACAAGUAUUGAGAAGUUGGAUCGGCCCCAGGCCUCGUGCGUUGAAUCAGCUGGUGCGUGUGGGGGUGCCUGAAGCUCUGCGGGGGGAGGUCUGGCUGCGACUGGCCGGCGUGGACCAGAACGACAAGCUGAUGGAAACGUAUCGCACUCUUAUUAGCAAGGACUGUCCGUUCGAGGCGGUGAUACAGCGCGACAUAGCGCGCACGUUCCCCGCGCACGACUUCUUCCGCGAGGCGGGCGGGCUGGGGCAGGACUCGCUGCUGCGCAUGGCGCGCGCCUACGCCGUCUACGACCACGAGGUCGGCUACUGCCAGGGGCUGAGCUUCUUGGCUGCUACCCUGCUGCUGCACAUGCCGGAGGAGCAAGCAUUUUGCCUGUUAGUGCGUCUGAUGUACGGGUACGGGUUGCGCGAGUUGUACAAAGACGGUUUCGAGGCGCUGUACAUGCGGUUGCAUCAACUGGACCGGUUGAUGGAGGAGCAAUUGAAUGACCUGCGCGCUCACUUCCUGGAGCUGGGCGUGGAGCCUCAUAUGUUCGCGUCGCAGUGGUUCCUCACCGUGUUCACUGCUCGGUUUCCAUUACCAUUGGUUUACCACAUUCUGGACGUGUUUUUGCUGCAAGGCAUGGACACACUGUUCCAAGUUUCCCUAGCGUUGUUGACGCGCGCACGCAAAGAUCUCUUGCAGCACGAUUUUGAGGGCGUACUCAAAUAUUUCAGGGUAACUUUACCAAAGAAGUGUCGUGCAGAGGAGGCGUCGCGUCAAAUAGUCAAACUAGCGUGCAGUAUUAAAGUCAAGAGGCUACAGAAGUACCAACUCGAAUACGAGAAGUUUAUCAAAGAAACGGCAGAAAAUGAAAAAAUAAACGUGGAGUUGGAAAGGUUAAAAGGAAUAAAUUCUCAGUUGCAACAGGAUAAAGAAUUGCUGGAGUCACAACUCGCACAGAGUCGCAGUAGUUUCGAAGAGGCACAGAAAGAGUCGGUGCACUAUGCAGCCGUAGCGCGCGACUACAGAGAGAUCUGCGCGCGACUCGACAAACAGUUGCACCAAGUUCAGGAUUGUGUGAAAAGUUGUAUGAACUGCAGUUUAAAAUUAGCGCAGAAGGACAAUAAAGAAGAAAUCGAACAAAAGGCUGAAGAAGAGAAAGAGAAUUCAAGCGACACAGAGGCCCGUUUAAAGCAGAGAGUGCGAGACCUUGAGCUGGAAUUAGCGCAGGUUAAGCUGGCACAUGUGCAGGCGCAAUGCAGUAAUCAGGAGUUGAGCCACCAACUGAACGCAGCGCUGAACGAGAUGCAAGCGGCCAUGAGUCAGAAGCAGUCGGUGACGCCGUGGCUGGUGCGCACGCUGGGUUCCAUAAUGGACGCUGCGCAAAUCCGGCCAUCAUUCCAAACCUAUCUUCCGCAUUUGAAUCCGGAGCAACAGUCGCCGUCGCUUCCUAGGCAAGGUUCUUUUUCGACUACACAGGGACAGAGUCAAGUGAAUCUCGACCGACGUGUGUCAGAACCGUACAGUCCCGACGUAGAGAGGAGGAAGAAAGAUCUCAACGCAAAAAGACACUCUAUGCUAGUCGAAUCGAAUCAUAACAAAGAAGUAAAAGACCUAAAUCGACGGAGUCACGAGGUGAUUGUAAAGAACCUUUCGAUGGGUUGACGGUGUUCUAUUUUUAAAUGUUCGGUUGAUUCGAUUUGAGCGUUGCGUUCGAUGUUUGAAUGAGUAUUAUGUUCUCAAAUUGAUAUUAUUAUUGUCUAUGGUGGAAAAAAAUGAGCAUGAUUUUUAGUGUAUUUAAUUAGGUUUCGAUGCACAUAAAUAUCACUAGUCAGUACAGUAUGUAACCAGAGUUAUGUAUUAAUGUGGAAAUUUAGAGGAGAGCUUGCCAUUUUCCAUUCCAUAUUAUUGAAUAUUUUAUUGGUCUAUCUAGAAAAACUGCGUUUAAAUCUUAACGCAUUUAGAUUUUUUUUAUUAUUAAUUAUAAUCUUUAUUUAUAUUAUUUUAAUGAAUAUUCGAAUGCUUUUGUAGUUAUUUUCUUUUUGUGUAAUUGAAAUACUCUUACUAAUUAAAAGUGAAUAGGUUUGAUGCAUGUUGAAAAAAUAUCCAUAAUGUCAGCCACUGACGAUCAAGUAAGCUUACGUGCCUGCACCGUCGGCAUGAUGUCAUGUACAUCGCGACCAACACACGAUCAAGCCGUUAGCGCUGCAGGCAUGUGAGUUUACUUGAUUGUCAGUGACUGACAUUAGAUCUCCGCUGCUGGUCGGCAAAUUGUAACAGUACUCAAAAAUUAUAUUAUAGGUAUUCUGAUAUUAAACAACACUCAUGCUAAGCAUGCAUAUUUAACGGACGUUAAAAAAGCGUUUAAACACAACAAAUGCAUUCCUAAGUAUACGUUCACACGACAGCGUUUUUAAAACAUGACGCUUUUUUUAGCAGUGUUGCAUUUUCAAUGUUGGGCGUUGGAAAUAGACCUUCAUUUACCCCACAUUCGCACGCGAGUUUUUAAAACGGACGUUGAAAAAGCGUUUAGAUACAAAUUCCAUGUAUAUGUUCACACGACAGCGUUUUUAAAAUACAAACGUUUUUUUAACUUUAAUUAACUUCAUACUAUAUUUGAACGCUUUUAAAACUCUUGUGCGAAGAAGGGCUUAAGUUCAUACUAUAUUUGAAUUUAAACGCUUUUUUAACGUACGUAAAAAAACUCUCGUGCAAAUGAGGGGUAAGAAAUACCUAUAGAAAUAUACAGUUCGCAAAAAGUCAGUGUCAGUCUGAAGUUGGUUUGAGUGCGCAAAAUAAACAGCAAUUCGAAACGCGAACUUCAGAGCGACAAAUAUACUUAGCGCUAACCAUACAUUUAGAAAAGGGAUGUAAAAUUUCAGCCGAUAGUUAUUUAUUUUCUGAGGGAUAAGGAAAGUCAUACAUUUAGUGUAGAGAUUUAUGUACAGUCGCCGACAGAAACAAUCAUUUAUUAAUAAUAUUUGAAAGCGAAUGUUAUCAGGGCUACAUAGUAAGUAGUGUAUUAAUUAUUUUUAUAAAUACAAUUACGUGCAAUAUUCUGGCCAUCUGGAGAGAAAAUAGAAAUAUAUUAGACGAAAAAAUUAUUUUAAUACUUUUAAUCUGUAUUCUAAAUUGCCUUGUGCUUCAAAGCCUAUAAAUUAUAUUAUUAUUAGCAGCAACAAAAAAAAAUUAAAUUUACUCUUGAAAUGUUUAAUUUUGAUAUACAUUUUGUGAUGUAAAUAAAUAUUUAAUUAGGAGUAGCAAUUUGGUUUAGCGAAAUAUUUACAAAUGUAACCUAAGUAUUAAAGUUAACAGAGCACUGCUUUUGUUGUACUAGAAAUUAUAUCACAGAUUAAACUAAAGCUUUUUCGUUGUAAAUGGAACGAAACUCAAUUUCUGCAUAGGAAUCCAUUAACAGUUUACUCUAAAAAUAGUCAAAUUAUUAUAUAUUAUAUAACAUAGCAUGUUAAAACUUUAAUCUUGUACUUUCACCACCAUUAAACGUCUGUCAUUAAAAAUUUUAAAAGUUUGUUCCAAAUGAAUAUUAUCCAACGAAUGCCUGCGACUUGAUCCGCGUACAAUUGCUGUCAGUAAAUAUUUUUUUACGAUUUCUUCAAAAAGAUAAAGACCCAAUUCCGAAAUUGGGCCCACUCUUCAGAACGAUACAGAAAUGAAAAAUGUACUAAAAAUACUUGUCUUUUUUACUAGAUUAUUCCAUUUAAAUCUUAGACGAAAUGAUAUUGGCCAACAGGGAAAAUAAGCUGAAUUUAUUAUGUUCAUACAGGUCCACCUUUACAAAUGCGUACUUCACUGAUUGACUUUCUGUCUUUGAAUGUGAAUGUAAAUGUCAUUGGAUAUGUUUUACAGUAAAUACACUGUAUGUAUACAGCAGCAAGCCAUAAAAUCAAAAAAAAUAAUUGAACAUUAUAGGUAUAUUGUCCAGCGUGGAGGAAUAUUGACCUAACCCCUCUCAUUCUGAAAGACACUCAGGCUAAGGCGUGAGCCCAAAUAUGGGUUGAUAAUGAUGAUGAAUUUAAAAUCAGAAAGGUAAUCAGAUUCAGGAUUGUACAUUUUUCUGUCUGGUUGCAUACAAUCGGUAAGUUGUCUUGAACGAAAGUAAUAUUCAUGUCGACAAUUUGAAUUAGAGAUUCUUUUCUUUUCCGAAAAUGAAAGCCCACGCGGAUUAAGUCGUAGCGACCAUUUGUCUACCCAUAUACACACAACGAAUUUGAGUACCUAUUGGCAACCAAAAAAAUAUAUGAACACAACCUAUAAAUACCUAGUAAUUUAAUCUAUUUCAUAUUUCCAAUUAUCUAUUUUAAUUAAUACACAGCUGUAACUUGUAAUAAUUUUGAAAUCACUUGAUAUUUCCUCUUAAAAAUUUAUUAUUUCUUAUGAUAUGUACCUGUUCAUUCUUACUUUUCAAAGUAUAUAGCAUUAAGAUAUCUGGUUAUUUAAAUAAUUUAAGAAAGGUAUAUCAUUUAUUGACAAUAAUAUAUAGGUAAAAUAAUAAUCAUUUAAAAUAUACUCAGUAACUUACCAGUGUUUUAAUAUUUUAUUUACGUAAAUAUUCAUAUAUAAAACAAUUUGUUUCUUAAAUUAAUAGUUAUAUAAUAUUUUAAUAGUAAUGAAUAUAACACGUUUUUUUUAGAAAACAUGUCAACAGUAGGUUCUCUGAAAUAAAAAAAGUAUUAUAAAUUGAACUGCACUAUCAUUAAUGUGUGCGAAUUUGCAAAAAUGUGAUUGAAAAUAUAAUAAUGCUAUUUAUAAGAUUUUUCUUUGAGACUGUACUGUAUUGAGCGAAACACUGUAAUGAAAAUGUAUUUGUGAAAAUUGUAUGAAUAAUGAAGAGAAAUGCCAUUAUGUUGAUUGAUUUAUUAAUAUAUUAUUUAUUUUGAUUGAUUACUAAUUUAAUUUGUUUUAUAUAUUAAACGUUUAUUGGAUAUGUUUAGUUCUGAAUACAUAGAUUUAUAUAUAUAAAUAAAUAUAUUAAAAAGCUCCUAGUCUCUAUCCAGCCAUUUUGGUUAAAUAUUAUUUGGUUAACCGUCUACGCAGUAACUUGCUUUUAAUUAUGUUAUAGGAUUUAACUACAGGGGUACACGACGCCAUCUUUUUAAAGAUAUAACAUAUAUUUCUUGAUACAUUAUAAAUGAUGUAAAGUAAUUGUUUCAAUUAAUCUUACUGGUGGUAACAGUUGAUACAAUAAUAUGUAGGUGACAAAUUACAAGACCGCAAAAGACGUUUGUCACAAUGUAUCUAAAGGCGGAAAUUCCUUUUUUCGACAUGUCGUGUCGUGAUGACAUUUUAUAUGGCAACAUUUACACCUAUGUGUUGUGACAUGUCGUGAUGUCACAACACAUAAUCAUAAAAAAUGUACACGACAGAUAAAUAUUUUUGCCUUUAUUCAUUUAAUUUCAACCCAUUAAAUUAAAUAAUUAAUGACAAUAUCACUAAUGUUAUUGAGAUAUCGGCAAAAGUCAUUUCAAUGUCAUAAACAUUGUGGAUACAUAUGCACACACCUAAACGUUGCUAAUUUUUGCUUACCUUGCCCUAGGCAAAGGCCUAGGGGCAAAGCUGUCAUUUUAGUGAAUUAAAUUUGAAUUAAAAAACAUACCUAUACAAUUAUACAUACAUACAAUAGUUGGAAGUUCUAUUGUACCUUGUGAACCAAAUGGUUUCAUUGUGUCGCCGUAGAAGUUUGAAUGACGAUGUAUUUAUUUGUUGUACUUAUACCAAAAUUCAAUUGAAUUUUUUUAAUCUCUCUUUAAUGUAACGAUAUCCUUGCGUAUAUCGUCGUUAUCAACCCAUAUACGGCUCACUGCUGAGCUCGAGUCUCCUCUCAGAAUGAGAGGGGUUAGGCCAAUAGUCCACCACGCUGGCCCAAUGCGGAUUAGCAGCCUUCACACACGCAGAGAAUUAAGAUAAUUCUCUGGUAUGUAGGUUUCCUCACGAUGUUUUUCCUUCUUGGAGGUGCAUGCCCCGGACCGGAUUCGAACCCACACCCUCCGGAAUCGGAGGCUGAGGUCAUGUCCACUGGGCUAUCACAUAUAUAUGGCUCUGCCUUGCGUAUAUACUCAAUAUGAAUUAUGAUAUGAAAAUUGACUUUCGUCUAUAGCGGCACCAUAAUUUGUUCAAAAACCUAAUGUGAUCGUGGCGUCCUACCAAUACCCCCUGUAUAUUUAAUAUUAUACAUAUUGUAAUAGGCACAUAAAUAGCCUUAUAAAUAACGCGAAGACAUUGAUUGUGAUGCAAAGUUACGAGUGAGCUGUAUCCGCUGAGAAGUGUUGUUUUAGUCUUAUCAUUUAUGGAAAUAAACGUUUUACAAAU
This is a messenger RNA of Bicyclus anynana (squinting bush brown), 8278 nucleotides long. It is a transcript of the gene GAPcenA, whose product is annotated as rab GTPase-activating protein 1-like. NCBI's taxonomy places the organism in Eukaryota, Metazoa, Arthropoda, Insecta, Lepidoptera, Nymphalidae. The transcript is spliced from 25 exons. Bases 188 to 3616 code for a protein of 1142 amino acids. The record is from RefSeq and is a predicted model, not a curated record.